Plasmodium malariae is the source of this 90-nucleotide messenger RNA. Its product is annotated as conserved Plasmodium protein, unknown function. The record is from RefSeq and is a predicted model, not a curated record. The transcript has a single exon. Lineage: Eukaryota; Apicomplexa; Aconoidasida; Haemosporida; Plasmodiidae. Bases 1 to 90 code for a protein of 29 amino acids.
AUGUGUUGUUGUAUAUGCGGAUUAUUGCUUUUAUUACUGGUAGCUUUGAUUGUUGUAUUGGUUCUUAAUGGGGUUAUAAAACUGACCUAA